GAUCACCGGCAUCAGUCGACACCAUCGGAUCUCAUCCUCCGGUUCGCGCCGAUAAGACCGGAGCAGCUAGCUCGAUCAGCCAGUCUUGCAGUGUUGUGUAGUGCUCCCCACGAUCAUCUCAACUCCACCCGGUGAUGUUGAGAAAACGUUGAUGUGUGUGUGCUGUGACCGUCUCCCCGUGGAUGUAGUAAGCGUAAACAUCGGUCACAUCUGCUCCCCAGAUUUUGAUGCGCACGCACGAUCUCUGGAGGGGCGAACAGCAAGGAUGCGCCCGCAGUGGCAGUUGCCCUUCGCCCAGUUAGCUCACUCACUUGCGCCCUCUCGCUCUCGCGCCCUAACGCGAGGGUUAGCAUGAGUUUACACGCAGCGCACUGUUCUGCACCGUUCGGAGCAGAUACUGGUCCCAGAGUGAAGGGAUCGGUGCCCUGUGCUGUGCUGAGAGUGCUGCUUUCGGAUGUUUUCUGCUGGUCGUUUUGGGGACUGAACUGCGUUUGUGGCUGACUUUACCGUCGAGUUAAUAGGCACCCGACUGCAUGCGGAUUAAUUUAGAACGAUCGGGGUGGAUGGGUACAACGAGAUCGAUUUAGAUCGUGUCAGUUUUUCAGCCGGUCCCCAUGGAAGGAUUGUGAUCGAUCGAUCGUCUAGACGUUGGAGUUUUUGCAGUGUGUGAAACCAUAAUUGCAGUGUGUAAAAAACUGAACGAAAAGCGCAGUAUAAAAUAACAUCAAAGUGAGUUUUAGCGAAGGUGUUGAGUGUGGGGCGUUCAAACGGAUUCUCCAGACCGAAGGCCACGCUGCCAAAGUGUGUUUUAUUGUGGCAGCGAAGUGUGAUCGUUCGUUUGGGAUAGCUUUAUUAUUUGUAGAGCAAUAAAAUUGGCAAAAAACAGAGCGAAUCUUCGACGAUGACGGAGACGGUUCAUGAUUUUUAAAGCUGAAGAGGUUUGAUGUAUACUGGAUGAGCCUGGUGUUUAUGAUUUCUGAAGAGCUCAGGCAAUGUGCAUAAUUUGAGUGAUGAGAAAUUAACACUGGUGGGAGUGGACAGCAGCGCUUAUUAUUGUCGUUUGAAGAGUUUUGAUACAAGCGGUACAACGCUAGGCACAAUAGGCAACCCAACCACAACGACCAACGUAUCGUCGGCAGCGCGUCUGCGGCCGAAAAGUAACACUUCUUCAGAGCGUACCGAUUCCUACCGCUUCUCGAUGGCGAACCUGGAGGAAACGCAGGAGGCCGAACUGGAUGCCAUAUUGGGCGAACUGAGCAUACUGGAGGAGCGAGGUGAUCUGCGCCAUGGUCGAAGUCACAGUCGCACCAACUCCACAAUAUCCGCCGCCACCAAUACGACACUGUCGUCGGAAAGCGGUUGCAGCAGUGUGGCAGCCGAUACAGUCUGCAGUGGAGGUAGCAUUGCCAGCGGCAUGGGAGUCGGUGGAGUCGGUGGAGUUAGUAUCAGUCUGCACCGUGAACCACGUACCGACAGUCCGGACAAUGAUUCCGCGUUCAGCGAUACCGUAUCGCUGAUGUCGAGCGAAUCGUCCGCUUCCAGCAGCGUGAGCAGCUCCCAUCUGAAGCACCUCCAGGCGGCAGCCGGUGGUACGGUAGUGCACAGCGGUGCUACCUCGGGACCAACAGUUAACCAACAGAAUUUGCUGGACGGUGGCAAGCAGGCCAAAAUUCACCUCGCACUGCAAAAGCUAGAACAGGCCUCGGUACGGCGGCUGUUUGUGAAGGCGUUCUCUGCCGACGGUGCCUCCAAGUCGCUACUGGUCGACGAAACGAUGAGCUGCGGGCACGUGACACGCCUGCUGGCAGACAAAAACCACGUCCAGAUGGAGCCGACUUGGGCCAUCGUCGAGCACCUGCCCGAGCUGCAGAUGGAGCGACUGUUCGAGGACCACGAGAUGCUGGUCGACAACCUGAUGCUGUGGAAUCGGGACUCGAAGAAUCGCGUACUAUUUCUUCAGCGACCGGAUAAGGUAGCGCUGUUCAAGACACCCGAAGCGUUCCUGCCCGGCACACAGAUGGCUCCCGGAAGUGAGCACGACGAGCAAACGAGGACAAUGUUGCUGGAUGAGUUCUUCAACAGCGGGAGCCAGAUCGCGCUGGAAGGACCACUGUACAUGAAGAACGAUGCCAAAAAGGGCUGGAAGAAGUAUCACUUUGUGCUGCGGGCAUCCGGGUUGCAUUACUACCCGAAGGAAAAGACACGUUCGGCCAAGGAUUUGCUGUGCCUGGCGCUGUUCGCCGGUCACGAAGUGUACCGUGGUCUUGGAUGGAAGAAGAAGCACAAAGCCCCGACGGACUAUACGUUCGCAUUGCGGUGUCCGAAGGUACCGCCCGGUGUGAAGGGCGUUCGGAUGGUGAAGAUGCUGUGUGCGGAAGAUGCGUCCACGAUGGAACAGUGGAUAACGGCCAUACGCGUUAUGAAGUAUGGAAAGAAGCUCCUAGACAAUCACCGGACGCUGUUAGAUGAUCUGGCACGGGAAGAGCUUGACAAGCUUAGCUCCGCACGGAGCAGCUCCAUCGGGAGCAUUGUAUCGUCCGUUCCUUCGCAGUGCAGUACCGGCAGCAGCAACAGUAGCGGAAGUGGUAGUAAUCAUCUUCUUGUUCCUCUCAACACAACCAACGGCACCAACGGCAAUGGCUGCACUGCCAACGGUAAUGGACGGCUCUCGAGAGCGUCCUCGUCCAGCUCGAGCGGAUGUCUGUCGGACGAGAACAACGGGUUCGAUUCCGAGUUUCCGACCGGCACCAUUAAGCGCAAACCUUCGAUGAAACCAAAUCUGCCCCUCACCUCGAUGACUCGUCAGCUGAAGGAAGUCGGUGAGACGACACGACUGAAAGAUUCGCCCGGUGCCGGAUCGAUAGGAUCGGGUUCGUUCGGUGAAGGUGGCACACUCACACGGCGUCACAGUCGGCGAAGAAGCGAAGAGAGCACCGGAAGCGGUACCCUAAAGCGACGCCCGAUGCCAACCCAGAAUCGUGGCUCGAUCGAAAGCAUGAGUUCCUCCGCAUCCACACCAACGCCUGUUGGCAGUGUGUUGAACACGCCGGUUAACUUUGAACCGCCGGUGACCAUCUUGAGCCCGUCGUCUGCUCAUCCAACGAUCGUGACACCUGCCGGUACGAUCGUUGAACCGAUACCGUCCUGCAUGACUGACUCGACGUUUUCACUUCCGCCACCGCCGCCACCUCCUGCUACGGACGACCCCGCGAACUUUUCCGGCUCUACUCUGUCGCUCGAUUCGCUGCCGCCUCCGCCACCACCGAACGAACUCGACAACUCAUUUAGUGGAUCUCAACUGUCGCUGGCUUCCGUGCAAUUACCUCCACCGCCACCACCGUCAGUGACAUCGGCUUCUUCGGCGGCGGCUUCGGCAAUGGCGGCGUCGGUAGCAUCGUCUUCCAUGCCAACGGUGCAGUCUUCCUCGGCAGUUCCUCCAGCCGUUAGCACGACAACCACAACCACGAACGCUGCUUCCACUGUUCGUCAGCAGGAACAACGUCCAAUCAAUGCUAUGUCAUCCAUGGCGCAGGCCAUAAAGAAACUAAACAGCCACGUGCAUACGUUACCGAACCCAACAACCACGCCCAGCGCCAUCUUAAAGAAGGAACCAAUCUACUCGAAAACACUGAAGCCUUCAGCUUUGAAAGCUCCCCCAUACAAGGCACCUCCGCCUUACAAUGGUUGUGAUGGUACCGAUGCGCCUCCGGCAGCUCCGGCCAAAAGUGUGUCCUUUGCCGAGUCACCGGUGCUGUUGCGGCGCAAGGUUUGCUUCGAGGAUGAAGUGCAAGAAGUGCCGCCGUCACCGAGACGUCUCUGUGCUUCAUACAGCGUCGGUCCUCCGGCUCCACCACCAAGGGCUGAAGCGACGCGCCUUUCUACCACGUACACGUCACCUAAGCGGCUCAGUGAAUCGAGCGCCAAUCCUCCCCACGACUUCCUGAAAGAUCUCCAGCGUGUAAUGAACAAGAAGUGGCAGGUGGCGCAGAAAUGUAAGCUUGAGCCGGCGACAACUCCACACGAGGUGCUUGGCUUCCGUGAUAUUCACGGUGGAAACGAUCUGUACUCGUCCGCAACGCCUUACUACCGCGAAACGGCUAACGUGAGCAACUGGGUGCAGGAACACUACGGUGCAGCUCCGGACGGUUUGUAUGAGAACCUUGGCAGCAAUAUGGGCGUAGAACCAAACUAUCCUAUCGUGCUGAACGUAACAUUGCCCGGCAUGCAUCAGCAAUGCGCUCCGACCGGUGGGCCAAUGGCUUCCGGUGGAGGUAGUGUGAAGAAGCGACCACCACCACCACCCCCAAAGCGCAGCGAGAAGACACAGCUGACUACCACCUCCACUACGACAUCUAGCGUAAUAUCACAGCCUGGCCCCGGGGCGAUACCUUCGGCGCAUCAUCUCCAUCACCAUCAACAGCUGCUGAAUCAGCAAUACCUGCAACAGCAACAGCAACAACAGCAGCAACAGCAUCAACCACCACCAUCUCACCAGCAACGAGUCUGAACCCUGCUGUGCCUGUAUUGGCCACAAUGCAGGAAGGAAAGUGCUACUAAAUCCGAUACGUACUAACCUCGGUCGUGAUAGGCUAGCCUAGCGCCUAAAUGUAUGCAUGGACGGGGAAUGGUCUGGCCUAGUAUGCAAAUACACAUACACACACACACACUUACGCAUAUAUUUACGCAACUCGUGCAAAACCCGAAAAAGUCUGCUUAGUAAAAGAAUGGAACGUUCUUUGUUUUUAGUAACUAAAUUCGCUACUAAGCCGUAUAAGGUUAGGAGUGGGCGAUGAUUUAAAGCGACUCGAGUAAUUUAGUAAGCGCGCAAUCGAUCAAUCAUUAUUGUGAUUAGGUAGAGCAAAGCGGAAUGAUGACGGAGAAGGAGCGAGCACAUUUUUUAAGGUAUAAUUUAUUUAAAUCACUUUAGUAGAUAAACCUCCGAAAUGGGCCACCGAAUGAUGGGCCUAGAGGAGGAGCAGAAGCAGAAGUAAACGAAAAUUUCGAAGCUUUUUGUACAAUAAUUCAUUACAUGUGCACAGUACUACCGCGGUAGGGAUAGUGUUUAAGAAUCUCGGAGUAUGGCGAUGAGGACGGGCUUCCGGUCCGGAACCUUUGUACCCUAUGUAACCUAUGAACCUAUGUGCUUUGUUCUAGUAGCGCGGCUCUCGUGGAUCAAUGGUGGAUCUUUUUGAUUGUUAUUAAAGUAAAGCGAUAUAAAAUAUCCGGCUCCACCAACAGAACCAACGCGGACGGAUUGGCCAAGGGAUUCUCCCGCUUCGGCCUUGGUUGUUGUUAGACUGAGAAAGAAAGAGAGAGAGAGAGCGUGCGUCAUGGGUUUUCUUGGUGUGGGCAAGCAUCAACGACGAAAGUACUGAAACUGGAAUAGUAAACCGAGAUGGAUCGGUUGAUCCUUCUUGCUAAACCAAAUGUGGGAAAUCGAUCCCAGUAGCCCACGGGGAAAAGAAAGAAGCGAGAGAGAGAGAGAGCGAGCGAGCGAGCGAGCGAGGAAGAAGUUUUGUACAGUUUUUACGGUUCUUAUCGUGGAGUGUAGAAACGGGGAUUAGUAAACCGACACCGAGAGUGAUGCGGCGCGAACGAUUUACUAACAGCAAGUGCCAUGGGCUAAGCGUAGUUUUUAAGCGGACACAUAUUAAUAUUACCGUUCUAACUAGUGUGUCGUAAUAAAUCUUCGGACCCGUGUAUAUGUGUACGUCGUCAACUUUACUACUACUAUUCUGUGCUUCUUCAUCAUUUUACGUAGAUCGCUGAUAGUGUUAGUUACGUUAAACAAACCAACAUGCUUUUUGCCGUAAAAAGCAAACGUUGUUUCCCUUGUUCCGGUAAGAUCAGUUAUCUGUCGCGAGUAACAGUAUAUGUAAUUCUUCUAAGUAGAUCGCUUCGAUUGAGCUUUUAUUUGGACGGUUUUGUCAUUGAAUGGUUACUACAUAAGCUUUGAAUUUUUGGCGAGGAAAAACGAGCUGCAGUCGAGGGACGGGAAGCCUGUCCAGUUAGGUAUGCCUUUUUGGUAGUGGUUGACUGUGAACUGUGGCGCAUUUGGAGGCAUCAUUUACGACGAUUUGUAACAAUUUUGCUCGCAACGGUAUACGUUGCGGGUACGAUCAAAAUAUAUAAUAAGUAAAAUACACAAUAAAAUACACAAUUCACACAAAACACAGCAUAAUACAACAUCAGACUACGAUUAUUAAUGAAACACCACGGCGGGAGGCAUAAUACAAUAAUUUUACAAAAAACGAACAUAUAUAUCGAAUUUUACAGUGAAUGUGCAAUAGCGAUAACACGAAAGAAUGUGAGUGAGUUUUUGUGUGGCAAAGAACGUGUUUUUUGGUUUGGAUUGGUUUUUUUUACGAAAGAGGUGUUUUACACAGUCCACGUAUUGGACGAUAAAUGAAAGUAGUAUAGUAGAAGAAAGAAUAUGAUAUUCGCACACCAACACAAGGGGGUUGCGAAUGCGUGGAGGCGGGAUUUGGAUGAAAAGUUGAUAAUAUAUUAGGAACAAAACAUUGGUGCUUUCGAAAUUAAUGUAAAUUGUGGUGGGGAAAGUGAGCUAUUCUCAAAGCGGCACGGCAUCGUACGUAGCAAGCUGUUGUGAUGCUGUAAAAAUUCAAUUCAGUUCAAUGCUGAAUGCUUCGUAUCAAAUGCAAACAAUGAUUGCCAAAUACACACUACACACGUACACUGAGGAUCGCACUGAGGACGAGCUCAUAAUGCGGAUCAUGCCAACACAUCAAACACCCAGUACGACACUUCCGUCUUUGUUCGUUAUUAUCUAUCACAAUGAUAAAACUCUUCUUAAAUGUAGAACAACCUUCUUUUUGCGUAAUGGAGACGAUCUGCGCAUCGAUUUUGAAGAGAAAUAAUAAAUUUAACAGCUUAAUAGAUUAACAGCUUUUUUUGUGAAAGUCGAUGAUGCUCCAUGCUUUUAUGGGGCUUGUCCUUGUAUACAAAUAUUCUAAAUAGUAUUACUCAAACGAAAACAGAUGGUGAGAAUCGUUUAGAGAGCAAACGGCCUGGUGAAAGCAUAUAUCUCUAAUCUCCUUCCGAUCUACUUUCUGCCAGUCUAUAGCGAUCUAGGGAGAUUGAGCAGGGCAUUGCUCCGCUUCCACAGAGCAAGACAGAGAGGUAUGAUUUCGGGUGAACGAUAGCAAGAGAUGCUUAAAAUAUGGAGUAACACGAACCAAACGCUCAUACAGGAACAAACCAAUAGGAAAUAUUAGUGUGUGAAAGCUUAACGGAACCGUCUGUAACAAAACGUACGAAUAUUGUGCUUCAGUACUACUGCAACAGUGAGGAUCUCCGAAAGGACGUGUUAGGCAGAGCUGAAGUGUGUGACUGAUCUUGCAUACAUAUUUAGCUUGAAUGUUCCUGCGCAAAAACCUCUUACCGCUUUCUCGCACACUAGCAAACAGUAAAAGUAAACAAAAACGCUGCAUGCCUUUCUAGCUAUUAUUCCGUUUCUGUCUAUUGUUUUUGCGAUGUAGAUGUUUUGCUGGAAUCGUACGGGACGCGCGGUCUAAGGGCGGCUAUACAAAAGGGGACAUGGUGAUUGUGUACACGUAAACAGCGGGAAGACAAAACCGAACCGAAGUGAUACGAAGAGUGGAUUAGGUGUGAAGGAGAAGGAAACUGUGUACGUUUUAAGCAACAGACUAAUAUAUAUAGAACCUAAAGUAAACACAUAACAGAAACAAAAGCUUCCAAGCUUGAUGAAGGUAAACUAUGUAAAAAACAAAACCCCGGAACAAAACAACAGAAAGGAAACAACUAAGAAUAAAGAUGCUGCCAUUACAAAA
This is a messenger RNA of Anopheles stephensi (Asian malaria mosquito), 7811 nucleotides long. RefSeq names its product abnormal cell migration protein 10 (gene pico). NCBI's taxonomy places the organism in Eukaryota, Metazoa, Arthropoda, Insecta, Diptera, Culicidae. Bases 1199 to 4507 code for a protein of 1102 amino acids. Gene Ontology annotation, biological process: signal transduction. The record is from RefSeq and is a predicted model, not a curated record. The transcript has 4 exons.